Molecule: messenger RNA, 4279 nt
Organism: Octopus bimaculoides (California two-spot octopus)
Lineage: Eukaryota; Metazoa; Mollusca; Cephalopoda; Octopoda; Octopodidae
Product: dynein axonemal light chain 1
Biological process (GO): outer dynein arm assembly
Cellular component (GO): cytoplasm
Molecular function (GO): dynein heavy chain binding; alpha-tubulin binding
Source: RefSeq, a predicted model, not a curated record
UUCACUUUUCCGUCUUUUUUGUGCUUUAUCCACCGUACUAUGCAUGCACUUUUGGCUAUCAUUGCUUCUAUUACUUACUGCUUUCUGAGCCUCUUUUAACUUAUUCCGACAGUUGUAGUAAACCUGAGCACUGUGUACAAUAAGCUCGUUAUUAUAAGAUAAGCAGCACUAACAGAAACGUGUUGAAGACUUUUCCCUUCAUCUUUCAUCGCGAUCAGCCGCCUUGCACAAUAUGCGGAGAUAAGCAAACUGAUUAUUUAAUUACAUUUACAAUGUUAUUGUUCGUUAUUUUGGCGUGGCUUUUCUUUCUUUCCAUUUUCUUCCUUCUUGUCUUUCAUCCGUCAUAGGUUCGGUAUAAAAUGACUAAAAGACGACGAGCUGGACAAAAUGCUUAGCGGCAUUCCGUCCGUCUUUACAUUCUGCGUUCAAAUUCCGCUGAAGUCAUCCUUUCGGGCUCGAUAAAAUACGUACCAGUCAAGAACUGGAGACGAUGUAAUCGACUACUCCUCCUCCCCCUCCAAAAUUUCAGGCCUUGUGCCUAUUGUAGAAAGGAACUAAAACGAUUGUUCCCUUACCCACAAAAUGUCCAGCCUUGUGUCUACGUUAAAAAGUAUUAAUACUGGUUUCAAAUUUUGGUACAAAGCCAGCAAUUUUGGGGGAGGGGUAAGUCGAUUACAUCGGUCCCAGAGUUCUAUUAGUACUUAUUUUAUCGACCCCAAAAGGAUGAAAGGCAAAGUCGACCUUGACGGAAUUUGAACUCAGAACGUAAUGACCGACAAAAUGCUUAGUCCGGUGUGCUAGCGAUUGUGCCAGCUCGCUGCUUUAAAAAUUAUUAAUAUUAUUUUGAAAAGAGGGGAGACCACUCCAAGUUCUGAGUUCUAAUCCCACCGAUGUCAACAUUACAUGUCAAUCCUAUAAAGGCAGCCAAACCAACAUCAAUCAGGGAAGCUAUUUCUAGAUGGGAGAAGGAAAAUGAAGGUCAAAAAGCUGUAGAAGCCAAAGUUUUAAAUUUCUCAUUUCAAGUUCCUUUCAUUGAGAAGAUUGAUCCAACAGUGACCACAUUAGCUGCUUGCGAGCAUUUGUCAUUGUCUACAAAUAAUAUUGAAAAAAUUGCAAAUUUGAAUGGGCUCAAAAAUUUGAAAAUACUUUCUUUGGGUAGAAACAAAAUCAAAGUUCUAACUGGUUUGGAUGCUGUUGGGGAAACACUUGAACAGCUAUGGAUUUCUUACAACUCAAUAGAAAAACUGAAAGGUAUCAAUGUUCUGAAGAAUCUACGGGCUGAUCUACCUCUUCUUGAAGAUCUUGUAUUUGUAGGAAAUCCUCUUGAAGAAUCGCAUUCAGCUGCAGGAGACUGGAGAGAUUUGGUGGCCAAGAAACUACCAAAACUUAAGAAACUUGAUGGGGUCCCUAUUAUUCGAAUGGAAGAAGAAGAAUGAAAACAGACAAUGUUCAUUACUUCACAAAAGUGGUUAUACAAGUGCAUUUUUCAUUUUCCAUCUUUUUUUUUUUCAAUUUUUUUCUUUUAUUUAUAAUUUCUAUGAAAUUAAAAUACAAAGACAGUAUUGGUAAAAAGAAUGUAACACCAUAGUUACCUAUUGACCUAACAUAUAUAUGUAUUUGUAUAUGUGUGCGUGUAUGUGUGUGUACACACAUAUAAACAUACACAUACAUACACAUGAAUUUACCAAUGAGAGGAAAAGUACGCAACACAUAUAGUAAAGUUUAUAUCAAAAGCUAAGAAUUCUCUUUGCUGUAUCUUCUGAGUCUCAUAUCCAUUCUUUUUACUGAGGUACUCAGAGAAGUGAUAAAUGAAAAGCUCAGCUUUGAACAAAUAAAUGCUCACAUUUAUGUGUGAAUGAAUAACUUAUAAAUAUUCAAGUUAAUAUUUCUUUCUCUCUUCCAAAGCUACUUAAAACUGUCUUUGAUCUUACUUGAUUUUUUUCUAAAUAUAACAUUCAUUUUGUCUCUUUGGGUAUAUGACUGCCUUGCUCUACUGGGACAUAGUUACAUGUCUUGAAGACUUUGUCUUCAUGCUAAGUAUCCAAGUAUAACAGUUAAUAUAUACCUGAUACCACAACUUAACAAAGCAUGCAUCAUCUAUACAAUGCCCCUUAUACUCUUAGGAACAUAAGUAUUGGAAGGUGGAUUAUUGAAUUUAUGGGUCUGAGUCACAGACACAAUACAGAGCCACAGAUGAGAAACAAACUGUGGACCCAUAUUGGUUUUAAAUGUUAGCACAAGGCCAACAACUUUAAGGAGUGAGUAAUUCAAUUACAUCAACCCCAGUGUUCAACUGAUACUUAUUUUAUCAACCCUGAACAAAUGAAAGGUGAAGUCAGCAUCGGCGAAAUUUGAACUCAGAACGUAAACACAGAUAAAAUGCUGCAAAGCAUUUUGUACUGCAUGCUAACAAUUCUGCCAGCUUGCUGCCUUUGACUGUGCACCCAUAUUAAAAAGUUGUUUGUAAAGUUGAAAAUAAGCAAAGCUAAUCUUUUCAUGUACUACUGAGGUCAGCUUAGCUAACACUUAAUUCUGGUUUCUAUAGCAUUAACCAGAUAAGAGAAAAAUCUUCUUUCCUCUUGAUUAGAAUAUUAUAGAUAACUAACACUCUUCAGUUUGGCAAUGCUACCACUACUUAUAUUGAUGAAUUAUACUUGUUUUGUGGUACCAGGUGAAGUGGGCUAUCAACUCUUUAACAUUUAAACCAACCAUAUCCAGCCCAAAUAUUCUACCUGUUUUAUGUUCAAACCAGCCAGACCUGGACUCUCAUACCUAUCCUACAAUGUCAUUCUAAAAAUAUACAGUCACAUCAUCAAAAUCUCAAAGUUACAGGAAAAUGCAUAAUUAAUUAAAAGUGUUGUGAUUAAAUACAUUUGAUAAAGUAAUCUGAAUGUUAAAGGGACAAGAGCUAAAUGCCUUAAAUGCCUUCAUUAGAGAUGCAGUAAAAUAUUUGUGGCAGGAUAUAAACUCUAAAUUCCUCAGUUCAUUCUCCCCUCAACCCAGGGAUAUGCAAUGCUUUCUUAAAUGUAUCUGACAUAUAUGUAAAAUAGAACCAGCCUAUUCUGUACUUCUGCCAAAAAUUAUAUAUAUAUAUAUAUAUAUAUAUAUAUAUUACAAAUAAAAGGGUAAAGGAAUAUUAAUUUUUUAAUAAAUUAAUAAUUAAUAAUUUUUAUCAAGCACUUCCGUGAAGAACUUAUUUAAAAGUUCUUAUAAAUUUAUAAACAUAGUUAAGGGAUCAGCAACAGUUGCUUCACCACAUACCAAAGUUCAGAAAUAGCAGCUAAAGUGCUAAAGCUCCAACAGAUAGCUUUAGCACUUUAGCUGCUAUUUCUGAACUUCGGUAUGUGGUGAAGCAACUGUUGCUGAUCCCUUAACUAUGUUUAUAUAUAUAUAUAUAUGUAUUUAUUCAAGUAUGAAUGAGAAGCAGCCCUAGGGAUAUAAACCAUAUUGAACACACAUACAAAACACAUAUCUCGAGUAUGUGUGUUUGAUAUUGUUUAUAUGUAUUUAUAUAAAUAUCAAUUAUAAGUAUAAACAUAUUUCUAUAAAUAUUAUAUUGAUAGAGACAAAGGCAUCUAUACAUCUUUAUUUGCAUUUCAUGCUGCGUUUCAUAUUGCUUUGUCCUUCAACAGUUGCAGUAAUAAAUCAGUCUUUCUAUGAGAAGACAUUGCUAACCCCUCAAUCAACCUUUCUCUAUUUCUGGAAAAAGGAAAACUCUGAGUGGUCCACCCACAGCCCCUCGCAUGGUACAGUAUAACCAAUUUGAAGAAAGUGAGAAUAAGAGAGAAAGAAAGUGAAAUCAACCUUAGUACUUAACUGAUUCUUUAAUUAUCGACCUCAGAAGCAUGGAAAAUAAAGUUGACUUUGACAAGAUUUGGACACAAAAUAUAAAGAACCAGAAUAAAAACAAGGCUUUGCUGAUUAUAUUGAUAUAGACAUAUAUUUCUAAUUAAUUUUAAACUUUUACAUUAUUUCCAAUGCAAUAAAGGCUAAAAAAAUUUAUACAUCUUUAUUUGCAUCUUUAUUUGCAUUUUUGUACAUAAAAAUGUACAAAAACUAAAAUCAAUAGAGAAAAAAAUUUUUGAUGAUGUAAUCACUUUUAAGGUAACACAAUUAAAGCAAGUCAAUGCAAGUCAAUUAGAUAUUUGUCAUUUCAAUUCAUCCUAUUAUGAUUCAAAUUUUACAUUUCCCUAUCAAUUUUAUAAAUAUUUGGAGACAAUAAUGGAAAGAAGUUUAUAAUGAAAGAAUAAAAUUGAAAUAAAGAUAUCAGUAUCCAGUA